AUGCGUCCUGGACUGCGGAGCGGAUCUGGCGGUCCGCCAGCUAAUAACCGAGUCUCUGAAACCGGAGCUGAAGAUGCAUUGCCCAAAGAUAGGCCAGUCCCCGUAGUACAAGAACCAGCAGUGUGCUGUUCUCUAGCGGAUGCGCCGUGUACACCGCGCAAAGCCCAAACUCCUCGACGUUCGAGGAAGAGGGUUCGAUUCUCUGAUCCGGGUUGUCAGCCUGAACAAGAUAAUACCCCCGAGCAAAGUGACCUAUCAACCGGCUUAACACCAAUAGUAUUGCGGACGACACUUUUUGGGAACAAGACCAAUGAUGAUGAUGCUGCUCACGCACCGCAAAGUGGUGGAAAGCGGCGAGACUCACGUCUGCGGCACUCCGACCCUACCGUAUACUCUCAACUUCGACAAACACAGGCAGAGAUGGCGAUGUCGACUCCUGAAUCAAAUAUAUUCCGGUAUCUGCGUUUCCAUGAUAUUCUUGACCCCCGGGCAAGGAGGCGCAUACAGCGUCUCGGCUUUAGCGAAGCAAUGAACGAGAUUGAUCGAAGACGGAAAGAAGAGAAGAGGCUCCAGAGGCAGAAGGAUGAGCAGAUGCGACAACUGCAGAUGGAGAUCGAGUCCUUAAGAAGCCAAAGGAUGGAUAUAGAUGGCCAACACUCAACGAGCCAGGAGAGCGGCUGUAAGACUCCAAUGAGGAGUGAAAGGCAAAAUUCACACCCGAUUGAAGAGUCCUUGUUGACUCCCUGCCCAAAUACGAGUGGAAGAGCCGCUGAUAUACUAGACGAUGACAUGAUGGAUGAAGAUUUCAGUGCGUCCAACAGCCCUCUUUCCACGCCUAUGGGUAGUAGCACCCCAAUAUCAGCGUUUGGACGUACGAUAUCGUCAUCAGCUUCUUCCGAUCCAAACACACUAGCUCAGAUUGACCAGCUCACUCGUGAGCUCAAUGAUAAGAAUAGGGAACAGUUGUACCUUUUCGAGGAAUGGCAAAGAAUCUCAGGACAGUCUAAUGUUGUUACCCAAGAUGUCGAAAUCGGAGAUGAACCCAGUGCUUUACCUCCACCUGACCUAGCAAAGCAAGUCAUUACUACAUUGCAAGACGCCACUGCCAAGGCAGCUGAGGCAGUUCAAAACGUGAAGGAUCUCCAGAGUGAGCUCUCUGGUCAUGGUUUCGGCGGAGAAAGUGGAGCGGAAAUCAUUGCCAAUAUCGAAGCUCGUUUCCGACAUGCAAGAGUUGAGCUUGAAAGACUAAUUCCAGGGGAAACAGCAAACGCAAGCUUAUCCAACUGGAAAGCCAUUAUUGAUGCUUUAGUCGAUCGAAUUCACCGUUUGGUACGCGGGUUAACACAAGCCAAAGAUCAAAUCAGAAGUGGCGAAGACCGCGAAAGAGCAUUGAGAAAACAGUUCGAUGCCACCCUCUUUCGAUUAGAGAAUGAAGCAAAGGAGAAAAGUAAGAUAGGGAGAUAUGCGGAAUCAAUUGCGGAGGAUACGUUGAACAUGCGCAUAAAGCUACAGAGUAUGGAGAAAGACAUGAAAGAGCAAGAAACAGACAAAAUGCGAUUACAGGAUGCCCUGAGCAAGUAUAGAGAAGACUUGCUUAUGCUUGAGAGGCUGAAUUCAAAAUUAGAGGACGAGGUGGCUGCUUCGAACAAAAAAGCAGAGAAGCUUACGGCAUUGAACAUGCGAAUGAGAGAUGCAGGAAAUCUCUCCAAGGCAAGAAUAUUUGAGCUUGAAGGCCGUCUUAAGAGAGAAAGGGAAACAACUGAAUCUAUCGAGGCGUCUCUCCACCAAAGCGAUCUGAAGGUCAUGGAGCUUAACAAAAAGAUGAAGCUCCUUGAAACCGAGAAGGAAGAAGUGAUUGCUGCCCUGGAGGAAGCUGCCAAAGAGCAGUCUGCUGAGCAUCGGAAAGAAGUUGGCGGUCUAAACGUUCGUCUCUCUGUCAUCUCAACCUCCCUUAUUGAAAUAAAGGCCGAAAACGCAACGCUGCAGUCUGAAAAGGCCCAGUUGGAGAAACGACUGAGGAACGUUGAGCACAUAUCUUGGAACGCAAUCCGGCAGACCCAGCAGAAACAAAACGAAGCCAUGAAGGCCAUUGCUGAAUGGCAAAACGGAAUCCAGCUUCUGGCCAAAGAGGCGGUUCGGCCAAGUACAUGUAGCAGCGCCAUGGCUGGCCUGCGACACUCCUUCAACGGCUUUGGAAACGAGCCCAUAACACCAGAGACCGUAAGCAGGUUCAAAAAUGUGGAAAUUGCGAGGGGGAAGAAACGCAGACGGUGUCCAAAAUCUGAGACCAACGUGGUGAUUGAAGAAGAUGUGUGGUCUGAGUCCGAAGCCCUCUCAAGUGCAUGCAAACCUGCAACAGCUUUCCCUACUAUCUCACCCAUCUCUCCACGAGCAUGA
Nannizzia gypsea CBS 118893 is the source of this 2397-nucleotide messenger RNA. RefSeq lists its product as hypothetical. The transcript has a single exon. Bases 1 to 2397 code for a protein of 798 amino acids. The record is from RefSeq and is a predicted model, not a curated record. NCBI's taxonomy places the organism in Eukaryota, Fungi, Ascomycota, Eurotiomycetes, Onygenales, Arthrodermataceae.